Molecule: messenger RNA, 801 nt
Organism: Rotaria socialis
Lineage: Eukaryota; Metazoa; Rotifera; Eurotatoria; Philodinida; Philodinidae
Source: the annotation of a GenBank genome assembly
AUGGCUUCAAAACAAGCCUCAAAUAAUAAAAAAAAAGAAACAUGUUUAAAUGUUGAGAUAAAAGACUUUAUUGAAUUUGGCAAUCAAAUUGAUACUAAUGAUCUUCUACCUAAAUGGGCACAAGAACAAGAAAAUAUGGUUCCAUCAAUUAUUACUGAUAUUGAUCAAAUUGAACAACCAAUAAAAUACAUAGCUGGCUUAGAUAUAAGUUUUGUUAAAGAAAGUAAUAAAGCCGUGGCAUCGAUGAUCAUAUUUGAUUAUGAAACAUUAAAUAUUGUAGCUAAAAUCAGUAUAUAUUGUAUUAUACACACUCCUUAUAUAUCUGGUUAUCUUGCAUUUCGUGAAGCUCCAGUGUUUAUGAAAAUAAUUGAUAUUCAAAAGGAGCAUUGUCCUCAUUUGGUACCACAAGUGAUUUUAAUGGAUGGCAAUGGUGUUUGGCAUCCACGCCGUGCUGGUAUUGCUUCACACUUUGGAGUUUUAAGUGGAAUCCCAUGUUUUGGUGUAUCGAAAAAGGUUCUCAAUACUGAUGGUAUUACAAGGGAGAAAAUUGAAGAAUUAUUAGCUGAAAAAGCUCCUGAAAAGGAUCAAUACUUUGAAGUAAAUGGUGACAGUGGAAAUAUUCUUGGCAUAGCUUAUAAUGUGACUGGCUCUGUAAAAAGUGCAGUAUAUAUCAGUGUUGGACAUAAGAUAACAUUGAAAACAGCUUGUGAUAUAUUCAAAUCAGUGACUAAAUAUCGUAAUUGUGAGCCAAUAAGACAAGCUGAUUUACUUAGUCGAGAGAUAGUCGCUCAGCUUUCAUAA